GUUCCCCAUAGCCAUGGCAACAGGUUUGGAGAUAUCUCCGAUGUGCCAAGUGGGUGGAUAUAUUAUAUGAGGUGGAUAUAGCCUACUAUAACAAGUCCGCACCAGUCCCGAAAGAAACCUACAGACAAGUAGUGGAAAGACGGAGAUCGAGUCGGUUGCGUUGAGGUCCUUCGGGUUUUCGUGUAUUUCUGACGGAGACCUCCUGGUGAAAGUGACCGGUUUGGGGUUUUGUUGGUGUCUGCUUUGAAGGAUACUGUGAAUAACAAGAUACGGAUUAUUAUACGAGGGACUAUGGCAGUUUUAGUGGACAACUUAACGCCGCGGUUGUUGGCUCUUCUGUGGUCGACCGUGCUGCUGAGCAGAGGCGCAGCUGACUGCCCUAAACCACCAGAGAAAGAGCACAUCGUCCUCACCAACGAAUCACUUUUAAAGAACGCUUUCCCCAAGGACACUGAAGUCACGUUUGUCUGUACGAAUGGCUAUGAAAAACACAACGGCUCCGAAAGGAUUACGUGCACUGGUACGGAGUGGACCCAGCCUGACCUCAUGUGUAAAAAGAAGGACUGUGGAUAUCCGCAAAAACUUCCGAACAUGAUAUUGAUUGUGAAUGGUGGUACCCUAUUAGGCGCUUCAGUAAAAGUAACCUGUGAGGAAGGCUACCGAGUCCUUGGGUCUUCCUUCAAACGCUGCUUCGCUAGUGGAUGGAUCGGGAGAUCAAGGUGUGACCUUAUUGUUUGCGACGUGCCCAUUGAGGUCAUCAGUGGCCAACACACCUGGACCUCUGCAGAAAAGCCGCGCCACGGCGACAUCAUUCAGUACUCCUGUGACCCCGGCUUCACCCUCAACGGCACCAGCCACGUCAUCUGCCAAGGCAGGGGCGUUUACAACACGACACCUCCAACCUGUGAAGCUGUAGUUUGCGACCUGCCCAGUGAGAUCAACGAUGGCCGACAUCUCUGGACCUCUGCAGACCGGCCACGCUACGAGGACGAGAUUCAUUACUCCUGUAACACCGGCUUCACCCUCCACGGCAGUAGUCACCUUAUAUGCCAAAGCCCGGGCGUUUACAAUGCAGCCCCUCCAACGUGUAAAGAAGACGAAUCCACUACCCCUACAUUGAAUAUAACCUCAACCCCUCGGCCUUCAAUACAAGGUGGCAUAUAUACGGUAGCGGCGACAGAGGAUAAUCUGAUGAAUACGGAAGCCUCCAGCCGCUCCUCACCGUCCUUAGUAGCAGUGACCGUACCAGCAACACCUGGGACUCAUGGUGCAAAUACCAUUAUGACAACGCACAAACAUGCAAUCUCGACGAAAUCCAGGACUCCAGCGGCGAGUACCCCGGAGUCUCUCGUCAGAGAGAAAGAUAGUCCCUCAUCUUUAGGCAGACUGGACAGUAUUUCAUAGCAUUUCCAUUUUCAACACGGUAAGGCCAACAUUUAUGGUUAUUCUUCAUUUUACAUCAGAUUCUAAUCAACUUGUCUCCCCCCACAGCUCAAUGUUUGUCUGUCUCCCCGCCGCUGGGCUUAACGUUUCACCCGGUCAUAUCAUGUUAUAAUACCAAUAUCAUCUAAUAACAUAUCACGUUAUGUAAAAAUGCAAUAACAUUUACCCGUCAUAUCCCCUGUUACAUGAUCCAACAAAAUCUGAAUCUAAUAACAUCCCACAUGGGAAUUCUUCUACGCUAAUUCAUUACAAUAACAAUAAUACAAUUUGGUUGUGUUUUUAUUGAAAAAUAUAUUUGAACUCAACAGACAGACUAAAUCAUAAAGAAAAAAUGUAUCAUAAAGUUAGAAAAGUGAGAAAAAACAAAUCAACGAAAUUCAGUGAAUCAUAUUAAAACAUGGUUUGGAAAAUGUGUCCAAGUAGGGAGCUAGUGAUUCAAGCGCUGCCAGUACAUUAUUAAAAUGAAUGAUGAAGAAGUACUGAUUUGCUAAUGAGCAUGCAUUCAUGCAUUAACAAACCCAUUCCUCAUGCAUUCCUGUUUUCAUUCAUUGCAAAACAAAGCAAAAUGUUUUCCUUUUACGUUCACUAGAAACAUCUGUUUGGCAUGGUGGAUAUUCCAGAAGUGUAGAGAGCCCACGUAAAUCAAGAGACAAUCUCUAGCCAUACCAAGUCUAGUCCGGUUUAUUUAUCUAGCAAAGUCCCUUCGACAGCUCAGCACUGUCACUGAGCUCCACAGGCUGACAACGCGCUUUGAAACAAUUGGGACCUACUGUCGGACGAGGAAAAUGAAAGUCAGAUUAAGGCAAGAUCACAAAAGGAAACCUGUCAAAAUAUAAUGGACUGCACAGCGCUGCAUUAAUGCAAGAUUUGAUGACCAGCCUUAACUCUGAACCUUCAAAUGGCAAGGCUAGAAAUACCCAUUGAUCUGGUAUUGUUAUACUCUGAACCUUCAAACUAGCAAAGAUAUGAAUACCUGGUUUAGUAGUGGUAGAGUGAAGAAA
Messenger RNA from Gadus macrocephalus (Pacific cod), 2444 nucleotides. Its product is annotated as zona pellucida sperm-binding protein 3 receptor. The record is from RefSeq and is a predicted model, not a curated record. The coding region runs from base 292 to 1404 and encodes 370 amino acids. The transcript has 10 exons. Lineage: Eukaryota; Metazoa; Chordata; Actinopteri; Gadiformes; Gadidae.